Molecule: messenger RNA, 3986 nt
Organism: Sebastes umbrosus (honeycomb rockfish)
Lineage: Eukaryota; Metazoa; Chordata; Actinopteri; Perciformes; Sebastidae
Product: transcription factor COE1-A-like
Exons: 17
Coding region: 560-2362 (600 amino acids)
Biological process (GO): regulation of transcription by RNA polymerase II
Molecular function (GO): DNA-binding transcription factor activity, RNA polymerase II-specific; RNA polymerase II cis-regulatory region sequence-specific DNA binding
Source: RefSeq, a predicted model, not a curated record
GGGAGAGAGAGAGUCCUUUGGGAAGAGUCUCAAAGCGUUUUCCUCAGAGAGGGAGCGGAGUGGCGAGAGGAGAGGAAGAGGAGAUCUCAUCCGCAGGACGCAGCGCUGCUCCGGACACCACAGACACCAAGAAGAGAAAAAGAGGAAGAAAAGAAGUGUCACAUAAUGAUGACAUCUGAUCUGGGUGCCAGUUGAUCUCUUUUUUUUCUUCUGUCUGACAGCUUCACCUCAAAAGCGCACCAGGAGUGACUUUUUAAACAGCUUUUCCACACUGCGUCCAGGCGAUUUAAAUCCACGUUUGGACAUUUUUGGAUCUGAUAUGAUUUCCCUUCCGUUUUAGCACACACACUUUCUCACGAGGGACUAUAUAUUAACAGGAAUAAUCAGCUUGAUUUUUUGGAAAACGCGCCGCAGCAGCAGCAAAAAGAGCGCAACCACGUUGCUCCUCUUGAACCAGAGUGAAGGAUCUACAGGAGAAACAAGUGCACAGCAAGAAACAGGAGAAACAGCAGCAGGAGGAGAAGAAGAAGCACCACCAGAGCUAUACGGAGGUCUGUUCAUGUUCGGGAUCCAGGAGAGCAUCCAGCGGAGCGGCAGCAGCCUGAAGGAGGAGCCGCUGGGAGGCAUGAACUCUGUCCGGAGCUGGAUGCAGGGGGGAGGCGUGCUGGACGCCAACACGGCCGCCCAAAGUGGAGUGGGUCUGGCCCGGGCUCACUUUGAGAAGCAGCCGCCCUCCAACCUGCGCAAGUCCAACUUCUUCCACUUCGUCCUGGCUCUGUACGACCGGCAGGGUCAGCCGGUGGAGAUCGAGAGGACCAACUUUGUGGGCUUCAUCGAGAAGGAGAAGGAGACGACCGGAGAGAAGACCAAUAACGGGAUUCAUUACCGGCUGCAGCUUCUUUACAGUAACGGCAUCAGAACGGAGCAGGACUUUUAUGUUCGACUCAUAGACUCCAUGACUAAACAGGCGAUUAUUUAUGAAGGCCAAGACAAGAACCCAGAGAUGUGCAGAGUGCUGCUGACACAUGAGAUCAUGUGCAGUCGGUGCUGUGACAAGAAGAGCUGCGGAAACCGUAAUGAGACACCCUCAGACCCUGUUAUCAUCGACAGAUUCUUCCUCAAGUUUUUCCUCAAGUGCAACCAGAACUGUCUAAAAAAUGCAGGAAACCCACGAGACAUGAGGAGGUUCCAGGUGGUGGUAUCGACUACGGUGAGCGUUGAGGGACAUGUCCUGUCAGUCUCCGACAACAUGUUCGUCCACAACAACUCCAAACAUGGCCGACGGGCCCGCAGACUCGACCCCGUGGAAGGAACGCAGUCUUACCUAGAACACGGAGCAGCUCCUUGCAUUAAAGCCAUCAGUCCCAGCGAGGGGUGGACUACGGGGGGCGCUACGGUCAUCAUCAUAGGAGACAACUUCUUCGACGGUCUCCAAGUCAUCUUCGGUACCAUGCUGGUUUGGAGCGAGUUGAUCACGCCACACGCCAUCCGGGUGCAGACGCCUCCCAGACACAUCCCCGGGGUCGUUGAGGUCACUCUGUCUUACAAGUCCAAACAGUUCUGCAAAGGCACACCAGGACGGUUCAUAUACACAGCACUGAAUGAGCCAACCAUUGACUACGGUUUCCAGAGGCUUCAGAAGGUCAUCCCUCGGCACCCUGGGGACCCCGAGAGGCUGCCAAAGGAGGUUAUUUUAAAGAGAGCAGCCGACCUGGUAGAAGCCCUUUAUGGUUUGCCCCAUAAUAACCAGGAGAUCAUCCUGAAGCGUGCGGCGGACAUUGCAGAAGCUCUCUACAGCGUUCCGCGAGGACACACCCAGCUCUCCGGCUCCAACCACAGCGGCAUGAUGGGGGUCAACUCCUUCACUGGGCAGCUGUCCGUCAACGUCUCUGAACCCCCUCAGGCCAAUCAGGGUUUCGUGCGCAGCAGCAGUAGCGUUUCCCCUCACGGUUACGUGCCCAGCUCCACGCCUCAGCAGACCAGCUACACUUCAGUCACCAGCACCAUGAACGGCUACGCUAACAACACCGGCAUGACCAACAUGGGGGGCUCGCCCACUUUCCUCAACGGCUCCGCAGCCAACUCGCCUUAUGCUAUUGUUCCAUCCAGUCCCACUAUGGCCUCCUCCACCUCCCUCCCCUCCAACUGCUCCUCCUCUUCUGGCGUCUUCUCCUUCUCUCCGGCCAACAUGGUUUCGGCGGCCGUUAAGCAGAAGUCCGCCUUCGCUCCAGUGGUCAGGCCCUCGUCCUCCCCUCCGCCCUCCUGUAACAGCGCCAACGGCAACGGGCUCCAAGAUCAAACAUUUGUGGACUCUAGCAAGUACUCAACAAGCAACUCUCUACAAGGCCUGGCCUUCACCUGAACAAUCCCGGGAAUGAUCGUCCCACCCAUGUAAAGGUGUGAGUGCAUGACUAUGUGUGUGCGUGUGUGUGUGUGUGUGUGUGUGUGUGUGUGUGCGUGCGUGUGCGUGUGACUGUGUGCGAGAUGAACCAAGCACACUCACACCGAUCCCGGCGGAGGAUUUCGGUGCGAGUCAGACUCCGGUCGGGGAUGGAAGCAGUCGUCCCGAUCUGAAGGAACAAACCCAACUCAGGCCCUUUCUAACACAAAAACAACAACUGAAGAAGAAAAAACAGACGGAGAACAAACAAAGACUGUUUGCAAAGAAAUAAGUUGUUUAGACUUUGUACACCUCGAUGCUUUUAUAGGAGAACGGCCACGCCUACAUUAUGACUCUCCACGGACACAGGAAGUGUAUUUAUUUUGGAGAGAAUCCACUUCCUCCCUUGAGUGAUUUUCUUUUAGUGCAACAGUUAACGUGUGAUAAUCAUCUUCUAACUCACAUGAGGGAUUUUUCUAUUUAUGAAGUUUGGUCAUUAAUGAAGGAAUAUAAUGUGAAGAACACCUGACGAUGAUGACGGUGAUGAUGAUGAUGACGAAGAGGCUGCGGGAUUCAUACAGAGUCAGAUCCAGCCGACACAGACAAGCCAAACCAGACUCACACUUUCACUUCUUGUUGCCAAAUCCAGCGUCACUCUUUCAGCGCAAACAGACAGCGAGGUCUUCCUCCGCAUUUAACCGAGGAUCGAGAUGCUUCCCGCCUGCGACUGAUGCUGCAUUUUUAGCCAUUUAAGAAAACCUCCAUGUUCGCUUUGAGCUCGCUUCACAUACAUCUGCAACCGCUGCUACAUUUUCUAGAAGGAGAAAAUCAGUCGCUCAGUCAACAGAAGGUGCAGAGAGAAAACAAAAUUCAGUCAUUUAACAAACCAAGAAUUGAAUGUAUUUCCACCCAAGAGAGAAAUUAGACGUGCAGCGGUUCCGGUUCAGGACAGAUUUGACGAUCUAUCUGUAAAAAAGGCCAUAAAUAAGUGCAUGAGUGUGUGAUCGCUGGGUGCCAACAGCAGCUUCUAAACAGCUCUGCCACCGAGUCCGUCCAUCGGCGCUGUUAUACCACACCAUCUGGUACAAAGUCGGACGCCGCCACAGCAACCUCUGUAAGAGGGUUUCACAUGUCUUAAAGACUGCUGCCAUUUCGAUUUUGUUGUGAGAGUUCUCAAAUGUUUGUCUUAAUACAUAAAUCCUCUUGUUUUCUUUUUCUUUUGGUUUGCGGUGUUGUUUUUUUAUUCUUCCUGCGAUCAGCCGGCCAAUCAGAUUGUGUUUUUUUUUCUGUUACGUGGACAUUUAUCUGGUGUGAUUGACAACGUGAGUGAGGAAAUGAUCUUAAUGGUCUUAAAUGCUGCGCUGCAAAGAAUGUUGUUCAAUCUUCAACUGAGUCUUAAAAAAUCAACGUGAUGUCACAAAAAUACGUGAAAUGACCACGACCUCUUAACAGUGCAUUGUGUGGUGGCGGCUCGUAAUGUGUUAAAAUUAGAAUUAAAAUGUUUAAUCACGAUUAAUCGCAAAUUAAUCGCACAUUUUUUAUCUGUUCAAAAUGUACCUUAAAGGGAGAAGUAUUUAAUACUCUCACCAACAUGGAAGUGGGUAAA